CGCUGAAAUACUUGUUUGGGGAUAAAUAACUGAAAACAUACUACAGUCAAUUGGAAACUUUAUCUAUCGGCAAUGACUUAUAAUUAUACUGAGAAAGAAUUGAAGACUUAUUACGAUGUGGCACUUGAGCAGGUUAACAAAUGUGGGCAAAUAUUUAUGGAGGGCUAUAGAAAAAGCAAACUGGAUGCUAAAGUAAAAGAUGCCUAUUGGGACUUUGUAACGGUCUACGAUGUACAAAUCGAGCAAACAUUAUGCCAGAGUCUUAAGGCAGCAUUCCCCGAGUCAAUAUUCAUAGGCGAGGAAGAAACGUCUUCUACAAAGAAUAAGAUGAAGCUAACGGAUGCACCUACAUGGAUUUUAGAUCCUAUUGACGGAACCACUAAUUUCAUGCAUAAGUUGCCUUUCAGCGCCAUUUCGUUAGCUUUAACUAUAAACAAGCAACUGGUUAUGGGCGUUGUCUACAACCCGGCGGCAAAUGAAUUGUACUCCGCCUGGAAAGCUAAUGGAGCUUAUUUAAAUGGUCAGCGCAUACAUGUAUCGGGAGCUCGUAAAGUUUGUAAUACCAAAUAAUAUUAAAUUAUGUAUUGUUGAA
Scaptodrosophila lebanonensis is the source of this 592-nucleotide messenger RNA. RefSeq names its product inositol monophosphatase 2-like. The record is from RefSeq and is a predicted model, not a curated record. The transcript has a single exon. The coding region runs from base 73 to 570 and encodes 165 amino acids. Gene Ontology annotation, molecular function: inositol monophosphate 1-phosphatase activity. Lineage: Eukaryota; Metazoa; Arthropoda; Insecta; Diptera; Drosophilidae. Gene Ontology annotation, biological process: inositol metabolic process; signal transduction.